This is a messenger RNA of Glycine soja, 1343 nucleotides long. RefSeq names its product ethylene-responsive transcription factor ERF034-like. The record is from RefSeq and is a predicted model, not a curated record. Gene Ontology annotation, biological process: regulation of DNA-templated transcription. The transcript has a single exon. Gene Ontology annotation, molecular function: DNA binding; DNA-binding transcription factor activity. Lineage: Eukaryota; Viridiplantae; Streptophyta; Magnoliopsida; Fabales; Fabaceae. The coding region runs from base 302 to 1093 and encodes 263 amino acids.
ACUACCUAAAGGCAUGUUAUUCAAUUUCAACAUGGGAAACCAACUGAACUGUAGCCUUUUUCUGGAGCCAUGCUGGUUUAUAUUCCUUUUUCUUUUCUUUUUUUUUUUUUCCUCCUUUGGCCUCUUUUCUUUAAAUUUGUUUCUUCUUUUUCUUUCUCUCUUUAUAUAAAUCCACUUCCUUUUUGGGAGAAUCAUAAAAGACAAACAGCUCUAUUUUUAUGUGCCCUUCAUACUCAUAUUCUCUGUGCCUCUCUAAAUCAAAGCUCACCCUCCCUCUCCACCUUGGGAAGAUCAUACCAACAUGGAAAGUGAUGCUGGGGAAAACUUGUUUGGCACAUUCUCCUCCUCCACGACAUCCAUCACCGCCUCAUCAUCGUCAUCACCAACAUCUUCCACCACAACAAGCUCAAACUCAUGCACCAAACAUGACUCCAAAAUAAGUCCACCUCAAAAUCAAAACACCCCAAAUAGCAAGAAAAGACAAAGAAGUGAUGACAAUGAGAACAAACACCACCCUAGUUAUAGAGGUGUGAGAAUGAGAGCAUGGGGAAAAUGGGUGUCUGAGAUCCGUGAGCCAAGAAAGAAGUCAAGGAUAUGGCUUGGAACAUACCCUACUGCAGAAAUGGCAGCAAGAGCACAUGAUGUGGCAGCUUUAGCCGUCAAGGGCCAUUCAGCUUUCCUCAAUUUCCCCAAUUUAGCUCAAGAUCUUCCAAGGCCCACCACCACAUCUCCCAAGGACAUUCAAGCUGCAGCUGCAAAAGCAGCAACCACCACUUUCUUUGAUGAUGAAAUUGUUAACCACUGUCAAGCUGAAAAAGCUGAACAAAACCAUGGAGAACAACAAGCUUCUCCUUCAACUCUAUGCAUGAUGGACAAUAGUACUGAAGCAGAGCAAAUUCAAGCAGAACAAGCUUCUUCCACUCAAGAGUCUUCUAGUUCUCAUUCUACUGCAGAUGAAGAGACACUGUUUGACCUACCAGAUCUUUUCCCUGAUGGAAACUCUGGACUUUUCUCCUAUUCUUCUUGUUGGCAUUUAUGUGCAGUUGAUAGUGGAUUCAGGCUAGAAGAGCAGUUUUUGUGGGAGAAUUUCUAGUAGUAGAGAUUGUUUCAUUUUUAAAAUAAAAAAUAUAUAUAAUAAGAGAAAACAGACUAUAAAAUUGAUGAGGUUUUAUCUUCAUGUUUACGGCAAUAGUGUAAUCUAAUGGCAGCAUACCACUUCAAGAAAAGUUUACCCUUUGAAUCUGUAAAUUGAUGUUCUCCAGUGCUAUUUUUUUUGGUUCUGCAGUGAACGGAUUAAAAUAUAAAGGAAAAAUAAUAAUUAUGCCAAAUGUGACAAAUGCUUA